Silurus meridionalis is the source of this 1663-nucleotide messenger RNA. RefSeq names its product potassium calcium-activated channel subfamily M regulatory beta subunit 3 (gene kcnmb3). The transcript has 4 exons. NCBI's taxonomy places the organism in Eukaryota, Metazoa, Chordata, Actinopteri, Siluriformes, Siluridae. The record is from RefSeq and is a predicted model, not a curated record. Gene Ontology annotation, biological process: potassium ion transport; detection of calcium ion. Gene Ontology annotation, cellular component: voltage-gated potassium channel complex; membrane. Gene Ontology annotation, molecular function: calcium-activated potassium channel activity; potassium channel regulator activity. The coding region runs from base 170 to 973 and encodes 267 amino acids.
CACAGGUGUGUCCUACAUUGUGUUUUUUUCCAUAUUUUUUUUGUGAAUAGUAGAUUAUUUUGAAUUCAUUCAUUAUUCAAGUAGGGACGUGUCGAUGAGGCAAUGUUUUUUACUCGCUGUACGAGAUCUGCACUUUAGUCUUUAAUAAGAAUUCCCAGUGUGAGCAGUGAUGCCAAGGAAAAUCAUGAAAAUGCAUGUUUUGGGAGAAAUCAUUCAUUACCCAGGAAGUGUGCCUAAGGCUCACAGGAGAAAACACCGUGGUGGCAGUGAUGAUGGUGGUGGUGAGAAGGCCAAAGCCCAGGUUCCUGUUUCAAGUGUUGGAGAGGAGAGGGCAGUGCUUCUUGGUUUCAUCAUGAUGGCCUUCUCCAUCCUCAUGUACUUUGUAGUGGGGAUCAAUGUAGUAAAGCCGUGUAUCCACAGUGACUGGGGCGAUGUCACUAAUUGCUCGCUGAUCCGGGCCGAGUUUCUAAAUGAGUCUGAAGAUCGAGGCUUCAGUUAUCCAUGUCUGCAGGUCCUGGUGAACGUCACAACUGCAGCAUCUGACAAAACAUUGCACCUUCGCUACGAUGAAGCAGCCGUCAACCUGAGCCCAGAGUGUUUCUACACCCCAAGAAAACACCAAAACAAAUCUGACAUGGUGAGAGAGGCCCAAAAUAUCAAAGACUCCCUGUGUGAUCGGCAAGGCCGGGAUAUAGGCUGCCACCUGAGCAGCAGGCGUUACCCAGAGGAUGCCAUCCUGACCAAGCGGCACAACCUUCACACGGCGCUGCGAUGCCUUUUGUGGCCGAGCCUCAUGAUGUUCGGAGGGGUGUUGCUGAUCGUUUUGGUCAUGCUCACGCAGUUCCUUUGUCAGUUGUGUAACGAAAUGAUCCAAGCAGAAGAAGAAGAAAUGGAGGAUGGGCAAAGCACAGUGGGGUACAACAAACUCUACCAAUUUCUACCUUGCAGACCUUGGAGUCCCAGCUUAGAGUAGAAACAUUAAGGCAGUCAACCGACAUUAGUGUCGACAAUAAAAUUAUACUCUGGUGGUUAAAAGCUUGGACCUAGCAAUCAAAUCCAAGGACUGCUCUAAAAUUCUUUACUACAUCAUCUUGAUUUAGUGAAAGAACCUUGUGUAAUGAUUAUGGUCCUGACUUGCAGGAGGUUCGGCAGCAGGUUACCGUUGUCGACUCACAGUUGCUAAAACAUCCAGUGAUGGGGUCAAAGUUGUAUAGAGGAGGAAGAUCCAUCUAGCAAAUGAUGCAGAGCCACAAUAGAUAGAGUUUGGACCUCCUUCAUCUCUCAAGCUCUACUUUGUUUGGUGUUUUAAUAUACAGAAUAUUUAUUGUCUGGGGAUAAAAUUUUAUCAUAACAUGAUGGAAAGAUCAGAUGUACAGAUAUGUGUGUAACUGUUUGUUUUUUGUUCUUUAUGUAACAUUUUUGUGGACUCACUGGGCAAUUCCAAAAGACUUCCAAAAUUUUGGCAAUUUGCAGCCCAGUAGUUUACAAGGCCAAGUGCAUAUGGUCACCUCUGCAACUUUUGGAGAGCACUGGUGACCAUUUUUUGUUGUUGUACUUGAGACCCAAAAGCUACCAAACACCAAUAGCCUCAGCUCUGAUAGUAGGACAAUUCUGUAAGAGUAACUCAUACUAUAAAGGGCUAUCUAUGCACUAUUAAGAUAUA